GCACGGUCUUCUUGGGAGGUGGGUGGAGAGCCCCCCUCUGCAGAGGGGGAGACUGAGGUCCUGGCUCCACCAGGGUCCCCACCCCCCACCAGGAUGGGCAGCCCCUGGCCGGGGAUCUGCCCGCCCUCAUGGCCCAUGCCCUGGUCCCCAGUGCUCCACCACCUGCGGCCUGGGUGCCGUGUGGAGGCCCGUGCGCUGCAGUUCGGGCCGGGAGGACGACUGUGCCCCCGAGGGCCGGCCCCAGCCCGCCCGCCACUGCCACCUGAGGCCAUGUGCAGCCUGGCACGCGGGCAACUGGAGUAAGUGCUCCCGCAGCUGUGGCGGAGGGUCCUCGACGCGGGACGUGCAGUGCGUGGACACGCAGGACCUCCGGCCUCUGCGGCCCUUCCACUGCCAGCCGGGGCCGGCCAUGCCACCGGCCCGCCGUCCCUGCGGCGCCCAGCCCUGCCUCAGCUGGUACGUCUCUUCCUGGAGAGAGUGCUCAGAGGCUUGUGGCGGUGGCGAGCAGCGGCGUCUGGUGACCUGUCCGGAGCCGGGCCUCUGCGAGGAGGCCCUGAGACCCAACAGCACGCGGUCCUGCAACACCCAGCCCUGUACCAAGUGGGUGGUGGGGCCCUGGGGCCAGGUGAGCCGCACGCGGAGGAGGGGCGGGACAGGUGCCCGGCAGCCACCGCUCGGUCCUCCGCCCCAGGCGUUCCUUCUGGUCACCGCAGAUGUGGGCGGUGGCCACACAAGGUCCCCGCCCUGCUGUUGGGGAGAGAGAAAGAGGACCGGGCGGGUUCUCUGGCGCGGAGGACUCGGGGGGGGGGGGGGUGAGGCCCCUGGGGGUGAGGCCCGAGGGGA
This is a messenger RNA of Herpailurus yagouaroundi (jaguarundi), 843 nucleotides long. Its product is annotated as A disintegrin and metalloproteinase with thrombospondin motifs 7-like. The transcript is spliced from 3 exons. The record is from RefSeq and is a predicted model, not a curated record. The annotation marks the transcript as partial. Lineage: Eukaryota; Metazoa; Chordata; Mammalia; Carnivora; Felidae.